Hevea brasiliensis (rubber tree) is the source of this 880-nucleotide messenger RNA. RefSeq lists its product as uncharacterized. Gene Ontology annotation, cellular component: catalytic step 2 spliceosome; precatalytic spliceosome; U4/U6 x U5 tri-snRNP complex. The transcript is spliced from 5 exons. Gene Ontology annotation, molecular function: RNA binding. The record is from RefSeq and is a predicted model, not a curated record. The coding region runs from base 299 to 625 and encodes 108 amino acids. NCBI's taxonomy places the organism in Eukaryota, Viridiplantae, Streptophyta, Magnoliopsida, Malpighiales, Euphorbiaceae. Gene Ontology annotation, biological process: spliceosomal snRNP assembly; RNA splicing.
AAAAUAAGCCUUGCCAAUUCGCUUUCUUUUAGCGCGCUAAAAACAAUUUCCGCCUUGAACCAUUUCUAGUUGUCGAGAUCUCACCAGAAAGAAAGAAAUUAACAAAACCCUAACGCUAAAGCCUUAGGACUGGGUGAGUUCUCUCAAUAUCUUGUUUUUAGUUUUGUCUUUUGAUUAUUUCUUGUUUCCUUUCUAUAUCUCCAACCUUUGCUUUCAAUUUGCUUCUGAAUUACGAAACUAAAACCCUAAUUCGUCUCUGUCUACAAUUUUGCUCUGAGAGAAAUCGAAUUCAGUCACCAUGAGUAGGCCAAUGGAUGAGGAUUCCACAGACAAGAAUGAGUCAGAGGAUUUCAGCACUGGGCCCCUUUCUGUUCUCUUGAUGAGUGUUAAAAAUAACACACAGGUGCUUAUUAACUGCCGCAACAACAAGAAGCUUCUUGGACGUGUGAGGGCAUUUGACAGACACUGCAACAUGGUUCUAGAAAAUGUCAGGGAGAUGUGGACUGAGGUGCCAAAAACUGGAAAAGGCAAGAAGAAAGCUCAACCAAUCAACAAAGAUAGGUUCAUCAGUAAAAUGUUCCUCCGAGGAGAUUCUGUUAUCAUUGUCCUUAGGAAUCCGAAGUGAAAUGCAAUGGUUCUUAUUAUCCUUUUUACUCACUUGCCCAUUCUCUUGGAGAAAGUGUGGUUCAUGUGUUCUUAUUGGGUUCUGGGACUAAAUUGUUAUGUGCUUGAGAGUUUAUUGUAGUUCUAAUAUUGACCUUUUGUUUUGCUCCAACUAGUAGUUUUUAGAUGGUGUUCUGGUUCCAAGGCAAUUAUCAUUUUGUUUUUCUAGCCCAAUAUUUAUACGAGUUUAUGAGACAGCAGCAUAUUUUUGCGGUUC